AUGGAUGGCUAUGAGCCCAGCCCCUCCUGCUGCUGCUCCGCCCUCCGACUCAGCUCUAUGAAUGGAUCGCCCAAGAAGGGCUCCAAGAAAGCCGUCACCAAGGUCCAGAAGAAGGACGGCAAGAAGCGGAGGAAGAGCAGGAAGGAGAGCUAUGCCAUCUACGUCUACAAGGUGCUGAAGCAGGUCCACCCCGACACCGGCAUCUCCUCCAAGGCCAUGGGCAUCAUGAACUCCUUCGUCAACGACAUCUUCGAGCGCAUCGCAGGGGAAGCCUCCCGCCUGGCUCACUACAACAAGCGCUCCACCAUCACCUCCCGGGAGAUCCAGACCGCCGUGCGCCUGCUGCUGCCCGGAGAGCUGGCCAAGCACGCCGUCUCCGAGGGCACCAAGGCCGUCACCAAGUACACCAGCGCCAAGUGA
Molecule: messenger RNA, 420 nt
Organism: Bufo bufo (common toad)
Lineage: Eukaryota; Metazoa; Chordata; Amphibia; Anura; Bufonidae
Product: histone H2B 1.1-like
Exons: 2
Coding region: 1-420 (139 amino acids)
Cellular component (GO): nucleosome
Molecular function (GO): protein heterodimerization activity; DNA binding; structural constituent of chromatin
Source: RefSeq, a predicted model, not a curated record